UCUCUCUCCACGUGUCUCCUGCACUUCUCCCCUUCCCCCACCCGUGGUGUUUCCCCUGUCUCUCUCAUCUCUCUCCACGUGUCUCCUGCACUUCUCCCCGUGGUGUCUCCCCCGUGCCUUCGCUUCCCCUGUCCGCUUCCCUCCCUUUCCUGCCCAUUUCCACCUCCCUCGUUCCUCAAAACCGCCGCGGCCGACCGGCCCGGCGCGACCGGCAAAAAACCGCGACGCCAAAACCAAAACGUAACUAAACGCGCGCAAAAACUCGCACGAAGGCCCGCCGGCGGCCGCGCCGUCCUGAGCGGGGAGGCCCUGCGGGCGGCGGCGGCGGCGCACCCCCACACUCCCCCGCCGCACAUCGUCGGCGUGGGCGCGAUGCUGGGCGGGGGCGCCAGCGUCGCCCUGGCGCAGUACAACACGCCCGUCCUGCUGUACUCGCGGGACGCCAUUGCCAACGCUGUCGCCGGGCAGGCCCGGGCCAUGGGCUCCGAGAUCGCCGGCGGCCCGCCCAAGGAGGUGGUGGUGGACACGAGCACGCCGGUGUUCCAGGCGGUGGCGCGCCGGGAGGCGACGGCGCGUGGCGACGGCCCCAGCACUGCCGACGAGGACUGGGCCAACAAGAACAGCACGGCGCAGUCGCGCUCCUUCAAGAUCCUCGCGCAGAUCACCGGCACGCACGACGAGGAGGCUGGUGAACUGGAGCCCGUGGAAAUGACCAGCCACAGCCGCUCCUCCCGCGCAAAGAAGCACAGGUCGCGCAAAUCCCGGGCCAACUACGCCAGCAGCAGCGACGCGGACGAUCGGAAACCGCCGCGGAACUCGAGGAAGGGCGACGUUCCCGUCAACGGGCCCCGGGCCCCCGACAGCGGCAACGCCGCCAGCGCCAAGCGGUCGCGCGUCGCCAACAAGGGGCACUCGGUGCGCUUCGAGGAGAACAGCAAGGGAUCCGUCGUGGACGCGGCAAGCACCGGAGCGCAGAAACAGCAGCAGCAGCAACAGCAGCAGCAACAGCAGCAGCAGAAGGCGCCGAAAGAGAAGCCCAAUGGGCCUGUGACGAAGCCUGUGGCCUACCCUCGUCGCGCGAACUCGUCCGUGUCCGCGUCCCCGAUCCGGCACGUGGAGCCGUCGCGCCGCCGCUCGUCGGCAGGCUCCUCGCUGUCGGCCUGGGGGGGGGCUGCCCCCCCCUCCUACUCCUUCUUCUUGUCGUUGGGCGCCAAGCCGUCGGUCGCGUACCCCUUCUCUCCCGCGGCCUCGCCCCCGUCACGUUCCUCCACACCUGCUCCUCCUUCUCCUCCUGCUGCUGUUCUACCUCCACCUCCUCCUCCUCUUCUACUUCCUGGUGAUGGAGCAUCUCUGGCUCCCAGGAGCCUUGUGGGCGCUGCCCCGCAAUGCUCCCCUUCCUCCUUCUCCGCAGCCACGCAACCUCGCUCCCUCGCUUCCUCCAACUCCCCCGUGAGCUGGACGGCACAGAGCUCCACCGUAAGGACAAACUCGUCGGUUUCAUCUCGAGCCGUGACUGGCUCGCAGCUGGCUAGCGCACGUGCUACGAUCCGGGCUGCCCUGUCCGGCCAGAGCGGGCUUCCCAAUGGGCCUCCUUCGCCACCACGGCCCCAGUCGGCGCUCGAAGCGCUUCAUCUCUCGCCGUCGUUUGGGCCUCCGCGAGUUCUGCCCAGACCCACCGCUCGGUCGCCACGUUUCGGUGCCCACACCGCUGGGCCCAGCAGGGACGAGCCUGUUCCCGUCGCCACGGCGACCAUGUCGGUGAAGACGUCGACUCGGAAGCCCCCCGGGACUACGACGGGGCCCCCCAAACCGACGGCCGAGCCCAUGGGCCCCCCACCGCCCUCCGUCAAGGCGCACACCGCUCCGCCGCAGGUCGUUAAAACCGCAGGGCUGUCGUGGACGCCCAACGGGGCCUCGGGCCGCCCCCCCCCCUCCUCCGCAGCGGCCGGCCCAGCCGCCACGGGCUUCGGCAUCCAGGCCAAGACCAAGGGCCCCACGGGAGGCGCUCAGGAGGGCGUCGCUGCGGCCAAGGUGGGCUCGGCGGGCGGCGGUGGGGCCGCCGGCGGCGGCGGCAUGCAGGCCGGGUGGGGGGCGCCCGGCAGCGGCCUCCUCGUGCAGAGGGCCGAGCACGUGCCCGAGGCCCUGCGCGCGCCCUUCUGCAACAAGUGCAACAACAUCAUCCGAGGCCCGUUUAUAGUUGCGCUGGGCCGAUCGUGGCACAAGGAUCACUUUAACUGCUGCCAUUGCAACUCGUGCCUGGCCGACACGGGCUUCGUGGUGGAGGCGGGCAAGGUGUACUGCCAGGGCUGCUACGGAAUGUUCUUUGCACCCCCGUGUGGCAAGUGCAGCCAGAAGAUCGUCGGGGAGAUCACGUACGCACUCAAGCAGGCCUGGCACUCCAACUGCUUCGUGUGCGCGUGCUGCAGCCAGCCCAUUGGCCAAGGCGUCUUCCACAUGGAGGAUGGAGAUCCCUACUGCGAGAAGGACUUCUUCAGGCUGUUCAGCACCAAGUGCGAGGGCUGCGACUUCCCCGUGGAGGCCGGCGACCGCUACGUGGAGGCCCUGGGCCACACGUGGCACGACACGUGCUUCGUGUGCACCGUGUGCCAGGUGAACCUGGAAGGGCAACCCUUUUACUCCAAGAAGAACAAGCCCCUCUGCAAGAAGCACGCCAACUCCAUCAACAUCUGAGCGACGCGUGGCCCGCCCGCACGAUGGCUGGGUUUUGGGGGAGGGGAGGGGGGGGCAGGAGCUGUGGGCAGGGGUAGUGGGCUUCUUAGGGGCAGCAGCUGUAGGAGUGGAAUCGGGGGGGGGGGGUGGAGGAGGCAGUUUUGGAUGGGGAAGGCAACAGGGCAGCACUGAGAGAGCGAGUGGAGAGAGAAUCACUGCCGAGGUUUCGUUUCCGCGGCCUCACCCCAUCUGGUGCGACGUCGUGCCGACGUUGUCUUACCGGGGUGGGUGGGGGGGAACCGUUUAUAUUCCGCCGCGUGGAGUGACAGCAUGACGACCCAGCUCGCUCCGCGACGCGCGGAGCGGAACGUUGGACCCGGCGAGGAAGAGGCCGCCGGAGAACGCCGCCACGGGGGAGGGGGGGGGGGGGCACCGUCCUCGGGGAGACGACCGCGGCAAUUGUCGAUCGCGGCAAUCGUCGAUCGCAUCCUGUAGCCCUUGUGACCUUCGUGGCCACGAUCCCCAUGGCCGUGGUGGGGGGAGGCGGGGGGGGUUAACCCGUGAUUGUGGGCUUAGAUGCUCUUUGUGGAACGGCCUCCUCAUCGUCCGACGACGACGACUCGUCUGUGGAGUCGGAAUAAAGAGCCACGUGGAUUCCUCCUCCACCGCCGCCGCCGCCACGAACGCUCGAACGCUUUUCUUUCUCGCUCGCGGUUUUCCCCCAAACGUGUUUUUGCUUUGCUUGCUGCGUGCGAACGACAGCGAUUUAUUCAUGUUUGCUCGUCGCCAUUAUCAGUUCGAGUUGAGUGAACGUCGAGGUUCGUUAGGAGGCAUUCGACUUGGCGCUGGAUAUUAUUAUUUUUUUGCUGCUGCUGCUCCUGCUGCUUUGUUUAGAUUCAUGGUCGGAGAUUUUCGAAAAGUGGUCGUUGAUAGCGAUAUGACAAUGUUGGCUGUGGGAGGGGGUGCUUGGUAUUGGUGCCAGAUGUUUGAAGGAUAAGCUCAUGAGAGUUUACUGAACCAGUUUUUUUUUCGUUUCGGUAUUAUUACAUCUUGUCACACACGGCGUUCAAACCUCGCCCGUGUACGUUAUACCAGCGCAGAGAAAUGCAACGUUCGGUUUGAACUAUCGCUAAGAAACUGGCGCCCAAAGGUGGAGAAAAAGAACGUGCAGAAAGUUGCGAUGGUGCGGUGGGUGCUGAUAAGCGAGCUGAGCCAGUUGCAUGAAAACAUGAGAAGCGAGAUCAUUGGACAAGGCGACCGUCGCGUUUUAGAUUAAAACGCUUAAUUCUAGAUUUGAAGCUUUCGUGACUGCAAGGAUUCAUAUUGUUAGGUUUUUUCGGUAAAGUCACGUAGUUAAAAAAUUAAAAUUAAUAAAAGUUAAAUAAAAAUAAAAUAAAAAUCACGACGUUUCAGAGGCAACACAAGCCUCCGUCUUCAGGUGGAACCGUCACAGCACGCUUGCUGUAUCAAGUAGGAGAAAUUCCAAGAAAACAGUCCUUGUAUAUAUACUGGUUGAGGGUGGGAGGAGCCAAGGUAGGCCUUGGAUAUUAUUGUGAGGUUCGGUGCGGCUGAAGCACGCUGUUACCUACGUGACUUUACCGAAAAAACUUAAGAAUACUAAAACGCUUCUUGACUACGCGUGGGCCCUUUGGCGGCGUUCGUGCUGAUCGGCCCUUUCCUCUUUGUGACCGCGUGCCGCUGUUUGGGUGAGGAACGUGGAGAGGGGGGGGCUCCCACGUGACCUUCCCCCCCCCCCCACUUCCUCCCGUACGCGGAGAAGCUUCUUCGGGGUCGCGAUGAACGGCGGUGACGGAGGCACGCGUCAUCUUCUGCUCGGGAGAUGUUUUGUGUUUAGUCACCUACGCUCGGCUUUUUACGUUUGCUGCUGUUAUUUUUUUUUAUUAUCGAUGAAGAUUUUCUCCCCCCCCCCCCAUCCAUCCCGUGAUUCUUUAAAGACCGCACGCUCACAUGCCGUGAGUUCCGUAUAGCGUUGCAAAAAAAGUAAUAUUCGAACACGGUGUUACUGGAUACCGAGGACUGUAUGUUUAUUGUUAAUGGUUUGGCUGAGGGUUGGUGGUGGUGUUUUUUUGUUUCGCUUCUUCCAUUUUCUCUCCUCUGUCCCCUUGUCGGGUUUGCUUUUAAUUUUAUUUUCCUUCUGCCGUGGCCGCGUGGUGUGAAGGGCGUGACGGCAAGCGGUGGAUUGUACGACUAAUCGAUGAGCCAGUCGAGUUAAGGAAUUCAGAAGAGACUUUUCAUCGAAUGGAUUUUUAUUAUUAAUAUUCUUUAUUUUGUUGGUUCACGUCUCAAAACCGCCCAUCUUUGUGAGAAUUCUUGUUUUUGGUUUUUGCGGGGCAUUUAUUGACGAGACUUUGAGAAAGACGUCACUCACCGGGUUUUUUCUAUGUUGUUUCUCUUCGUCUCGGUCUGAAGAUUUGGCUUCAAGGGAGGGAGGGAGGGGGGUAGAAUAAAAAAUAUAAACGGCAGUACUUACAAAAAAAGAUUUUUCUCUGCUUAAUUUAGACUCUGAAUGUGCGAAUUGGCCAUGGGGUUUGUCGCAGUUCUCCCAAAAUUUGCGCGGAGUUCGGGAAUUGUGGGGGUGUGUUGGUGCCGUGUUGGAUUUCCGAAGCAACGAUAGAUUCCUUAAACCAGGGCUUACGUCUAAAUAAAAACAUCUAAUCGUAAGUUCCUUUUUGGCUAUUCGAACCAUUCUCACUCGCGCAAGUCUAUGACGGAGGGCAGCAGCUGUGUUCCACAGGCAUAGUCACAGACAGUCUGUGUUCCAGACAGUCACAGGCAUAGUCACAGACAGUCUGUGUUCCAGACAGUCACAGGCAUAGUCACAGACAGUAUGUGUUCCAGACAGUCACAGGCAUAGUCACAGACAGUCUGUGUUCCAGACAGUCACAGGCAUAGUCACAGACAGUACGUGUUCCAGACAGUCACAGGCAUAGUCACAGACAGUCUGUGUUCCAGACAGUCACAGGCAUAGUCACAGACAGUACGUGUUCCAGACAGUCAGAGGCACAGUCACAGACAGUACGUGUUCCAGACAGUCACAGGCAUAGUCACAGACAGUAUGUUCCAGACAGUCACAGACAUAGUCACAGACAGUAUGUUCCAGACAGUCACAGGCAUAGUCACAGACAGUACGUGUUCCAGACAGUCAGAGGCACAGUCACAGACAGUACGUGUUCCAGAGUCACAGGCAUAGUCACAGACAGUAUGUUCCAGACAGUCACAGACAUAGUCACAGAGAGUAUGUUCCAGACAGUCACAGGCGUAGUCACAGACAGUACGUGUUCCAGACAGUCACAGGCAUAGUCACAGACAGUACGUGUUCCAGACAGUCAGAGGCAUAGUCACAGACAGUCUGUGUUCCAGACAGUCACAGGCAUAGUUACAGACAGUACGUGUUCCAGACAGUCACAGGCAUAGUCACAGACAGUCUGUGUUCCAGACAGUCACAGGCAUAGUCACAGACAGUAUGUGUUCCAGACAGUCACAGGCAUAGUCACAGACAAUAUGUGUUCCAGACAGUCACAGGCAUAGUCACAGACAGUAUGUGUUCCAGACAGUCACAGGCGUAGUCACAGACAGUAUGUGUUCCAGACAGUCACAGACGUAGUCACAGACAGUAUGUAUUCCAGACAGUCACAGGCGUAGUCACAGACAGUAUGUGUUCCAGACAGUCACAGGCGUAGUCACAGACAGUACGUGUUCCAGACAGUCACAGACGUAGUCACAGACAGUAUGUGUUCCAGACAGUCACAGGCAUAGUCACAGACAGUCUGUGUUCCAGACAGUCACAGACAUAGUCACAGACGCAGUCACAGACGCAGUCUGCGGAAGCUUCUCACUCGGGAGUAAAUGUUGCUGUGGCUUAACUACCUUAAAGAGUUUUCUUUUUGAAGCACAAGAUUUUAGAGUUGGUGAAAAGCCUCCGCACGUGGCUAUUACGCCGUGAGCGUGUGUUGGUGUUAAGGGUUCACGGUACAGCCCCUUGCGAUUGUCCUCUGUGCCAGAAUGGCCUCCUCCAGAGUGAGCUCCAGUGAGGGGGAGGGUGUAUUUGGCCUACUCCUCCACGCUAGUCAAGCAUCUUGGGAGCAGGUGUCAGUACCCACACUUAACCCCACCAGACACAACCUUGCCAGUCAACUAACUGCGGUGGUACCUAUUUAUACUGCUCUUGUUGCUCUAUAGCGGGGUUUAUUUGUUGUUUUAUAUAUUGUAGUCUCUUCCAGAGGUGGGACAAAGUCAUUUAUAUGCAAGUCCAAGUCGAGUCUGAAGUCAUCAAAUUCAUGACUCGAGUCUGACUCGAGUCCAAGUCACAUGAUUCGAGUCCACACCUCUGGUCUCUUCCGUACCGCGCCCAGCAGCGUUGAGAACGGCAUCGGUCCGAUCCAUUGCCGAUUAAACCCUCUCUGAUGGAAAAAAACACAAUCGAGAGCCUUACUCGAGCCCAGCGUUCUUCACUAAUUUUCAGAGUGGGGAGCGGGGGGCACUUUGGCCGAUAAGACAUCAUCAGUGCGAGGGCCGCCCACACAUCUGAAACCAUUGCGGGUUUGACAGCAACACGAUGAUGAUGGGGGGCGGGGGGGGCGGUGUUCUCAACAUUUGUGAAUUGUCAGGGGCCGCACUAAAGGGCCACCAGAGGCCGCCAGUGACCCGUGGGCCUUGUAAUAAAGAACAUUGCUCCGGAGAGCCAAAGAGUUUUUCUGCGCGUUGCAUUUCACGUUGGCUACGGCACUUGCGGCGAGAUUCUCUUAACCAGACACCGCUUCGUUUGCGUCGGCUGCAAUCGCAAACGUGCAGAGAAUGAGCGUGGCGGGGUUCCCAACGGCCGGGCGUCGAGACGCGUUUCUUAUUUGUCCUUUCUUUCUCCGAUUCGUAGCGAGCGGAGUGAUCUUUAACGAAGCAAAAAAAAUCAACGAAGAAUAAUUAUCGAGCUUGCAGGCUUUUGUGUUUUUUAGCGUCCAAUUCGAAGUUGGCACGCCUUAAUGGUUCUUUCGGUAAAGUCACGUAGGUAUAGAUUAAAAUGAAUUAAAUCACGACGUUUCGGGCGCAACACAAGCGUCCGUCUGGUGAAGAGAAUCUCGCCUCAAGUGCGUUGAUGACGGACGCUUGCUUGUGUUGCGCCCGAAACGUCGUGAUUUACAUUUAUUUAAUUUUAUACCUACGUGACUUUACCGAAAGAACCAAAGAGUUUGGCACGCCUUAUGGAAUACGAGCACCAUCGCAGGCACAGCCAUCAAGAAAUUCACUUUUAUUCUCGCUCGUCAGCCGUGAACAGGGUUUCCCUUUCAGCUGGCUCUGCCCGGAAUGGCAUUCCAGAAAUAUAUUCCCCGGACCCGGCGCACCACGUCCAGUAUCACGCCUCUCGCUAUGACUGCAGCUGCGACCGGUUCAUGCGCCGCGACCUACUCCCGUCUGCCGGCGGUCCGGAAAAUAUUGGGCGAGAAAUUCACGGCGCCGUCGAUUUACGAACAACUGGGCACUCGGUGGCCAAAGAGUCUCGGCUGGCAUUGACGCCCGCUGCGUGUUUUGCUAUGUUACAUGCGUAUUGGUUUCAAUAAAGCCAGAACUGAACUCAUCA
Molecule: messenger RNA, 8263 nt
Organism: Lethenteron reissneri (Far Eastern brook lamprey)
Lineage: Eukaryota; Metazoa; Chordata; Hyperoartia; Petromyzontiformes; Petromyzontidae
Product: LIM domain-binding protein 3-like
Biological process (GO): muscle structure development; actin cytoskeleton organization; heart development
Cellular component (GO): filamentous actin; Z disc; stress fiber
Molecular function (GO): muscle alpha-actinin binding; actin binding
Source: RefSeq, a predicted model, not a curated record